GCAGCAACACCCCAAAACUACAAAGUGCAUCCGCGUCAAGUCCUCUAAGCGACGCUGCGCACUCACCACAAACCCCGGUUUGCCGCAUCGCCACUCACCAAGUGACUCGCCCCCAGCUGUGACGCGCUUCCCACACUCCUUUUGUUCGACGCGUUUCGACCGACAAACCAACACCUGCAAACGCCUUUCUUACACCCUUAAUCGCAUACCAUGGCUGCCGCAGCACACACGAUACCAGGUUUCGAGUUCUCAACCGCCGACGACGACGACAACAACAACAUGGAUCUGCAUUCUGAUGAUGGCGGCAUCGACUUCGACGAUGGUGACAUCGACUUAGAUCUCGACCCUCCGCCUUCCCAGGCCCAGGACGAAGAGAUGUCCAUGAAUGAUGCAGCCUCGGUCAACGACAUGGGUUCUCAAACCGUACCUGGCGAGCAGGACGAUUUCAUGGUCGACCAAGAAGACGUGAUUGAGGAAGAGUAUAGCUUCCAGGAAGAUCAAGGCGUCACAGUCGUUGACCAGCCUGUCGCACCGCCCAUACAGUCACCGCAACCUGCCGCAGUCGACCUUCCUCCGAUCCAGACCAAUACAUCGCAUCAAGAUGACGACCUAAUUGACUAUUCCGAGGAGGAGGGCGAUGACUACCACAACCCCGAGCUACGUUCACCGUGGCUGCGAACCGAAAGCUACGCAAGCUAUUACUCGGACGCGCAGGCGGCACAUGAUGAACUGCCCGAGGAGAUGACUGAACAGCAAGAUGAGAUACCCGCUGACUUGCAAGCUCUACUUCCCACGCCUGCAGAUAACAAGUCGCCCAGUCCGCAUCGAGAGCCUCAGCCCGCAGCUGAUCACAGCCCGACGCGCACAGCGGCGCAUGAAGCUGCACCCUCGCCCCGCCCGCAUUCGGUCGACGACAACGAAGAAGACAGUCAGAAUGAAGAGGGUGACGGCGGUGUCAUGUUGCCAGGCCCGGAAGAACAUGCAGAUGGUGAAACCCAAGAUCAAGAUUCGACACACCACGGCUAUGAUCAAGAAGCUACUGCUGAUGACAGUGAGCAUCAUGACAGUGACUCAUUUGAAUUUCCAUCUGUCACCGUGAAUUUCCAUGGCGAAGAAUUUUGGCUUUUCAAGCAGCAUGAUUACGACAACAGUGGAGACUGGCUCAUUCAGGACAUCUCGCUCGCGAAGGCCAGUUUGUCAGACCUCUUUCAAGCAUGCCGUAUGUCACUGUGUGAGGAUGUGUCAAGCGAGACAGAGAUCGGCUUCAAAUUCGAGCACUUGCAGAAUCUGGAAAUCUUCGAAGACAACACGGCAUGUGUAGCUGUUUCGCUUGAGCGUCUUGUGGGAUAUUACCGUUCGCUUCAUGCACAAGAUGGCAACAACAACCCAGACUCCUUCUAUAUUUCUUUGAUGUUUCGACCACGCUUCGCUACUCUGCUCUCAGACAUCGCGAAAUAUGCCGACCAAGGAAGCGGCUACUCCGCUUUUGAGGCUGCCGUCAUCGCUGGUGAGACACAUUUCGCCGGCAUGAUUGCUGGAGCUUCGAGUGAUGAGCCCACUGAGUGGGACACCCGGGAGCAGGACCAAGAGUAUGGCGAACAGCAAGGAGAAACAAUCGAUCCUGUUGAGGAGCUAGAGUCUGCGAAUGCUGAAGCACAGGCACCAGAACAUGACGGCGAGGGCGAUCACAACGAAGGAGAAGAUGAGCAAGAGGCUCACGACGGUGAGGAUAACCACAACGAAGCAGAAGAUGAGCAGGAGGCACAUGACGGCGAGAGAGUGGAUAUGCAGGAGGUGGAGCACACAUCGGCCGAUCAUGCUUCUUACAAUGAGCUCGAUCAAAACGAAGAACCCACUGGGCAGAAUGCUCAAGAGGGUGAUGGUGUGGAGGGUCUAGAGCGCGAGGACGUUGAGGUUGUACAUUUGCCAGAAAAGGGGCAAGCACCGGCCCCUGAAGAAAGCCACAGUGUGCAAGCUGCUAAUCCUAGUGACGUAUCCGCCAACCCCCAGGAAGUUGUAGAGCAACCUCAGCAAGAGAGUCCCAAGCCGAGUCAGAAGACCGACGCCGAGUCGGAGGCCCUUCGCUUGCAGGAGCAAGAUGACUUGAUUGACUACAGUGACGAUGAGGACGAGCCUGCUGUGGAUGUCAAGGAAGCUGAAGAUGCUUCCGCUAGUGACCCCUCGCCCUCGUCAGCGACGCUCCAAGACGAUGAAUCGACCAUUGCAGAUGGACAUGGCUCCACUGUAGGCUCGACCAGCCACAAUGAGGAUGCCGCCGAGAACGCUGAGGAAGCUGGCGAAGACCCUCAUGGCGAAGCAGUACAUGAUCAGACUGAAGCCAACGACGACAAUGAGCAGUCGUACCAGGACUUCGUGCAGGUCUUUGACGAAGAAGACCCCUUCCAGGACUUUCAAGCGGAUGGAACAGAUGACUAUGGUGCAGACGCAUACGACGGCGACACUAACCAAGACUUCGCCAACCAAGAGUACCAGGAUCUGGACCCACAGCCAGAUCUGGACUUUAUGAACGGAGACGAGUUUAAUGUUGCUGGCGCCGAUGUGACGGAUGGCAACGAUUUGAACGGGAAGCCGGCCAUUGCACAUGGAUACGCCGACGCUCAAGACGGAGAGGACGGUGUGGCUGGACAGACUGCGAACGCAACGUCUUCGGCUGCAGAUCCUACAACGGCCUCGUCUAACGAUGCCAAUGAUGUGUCCCCACAAGGACAAAAGCGAUCCAUCGACGAGGCUGGGCAUGGAGCGGAUAUUGCAUCUGACUCUAUAGGUAAGAUGAUGCCCCUUGCACGUAAGCACUCAUGCGCUGACUAUUUUGCACCAGACGCGAAGCGCCCCAGAGUAUGAAGGCCCACCGUCCUCCGAGUCUACGGGGUUUUCGACUCUACUAACAAGCAGCUUCACUUUCGCCCUUUCUUCGACCCAUUACGCUCUUGAACUAAUAUGAUGUAUACUAAUAACAGGUC
Alternaria rosae is the source of this 2981-nucleotide messenger RNA. RefSeq lists its product as uncharacterized. NCBI's taxonomy places the organism in Eukaryota, Fungi, Ascomycota, Dothideomycetes, Pleosporales, Pleosporaceae. The transcript is spliced from 3 exons. The record is from RefSeq and is a predicted model, not a curated record. The coding region runs from base 211 to 2862 and encodes 883 amino acids.